GUGUGAAUAGGGUACAAUACCACUACAACAUAGUUUUGUAUGUGCUUGCUUGGCGACGGUUUUGACAGGAAAAGCCUCAACCAAGAGUGUCUCAAAGUGUCUCAAACUGUCAAAGUAAUAAAAGCACCAAGCAAGUUUGUCUGCUGUUGGAAAUCAAACGGGGAAAGUCAAUGUUCGCUGAUCAAUUUCAGACAAUUGGUGUAAAACUUUGCAAGUUUCAUUGACCUAGUUUUCAACAUGUAGUUGAUGAUUCAGCAAAAAAUGGGAAGCUUUUAACCUGUGCAGCAAUCACAUUUUUUGGUGUAAAAACUGAGCUUUUGUACAAACAGCUGCCCUGGUGAUAGGUUUUGUAGCUGAGCAUCAUGGCUGAGGAAGCGAGAAGGGGCGGUGCUGAAGCAGGGGCGGAGCAGGGGCCUGGCCAGGUGUACAUGCACUUUGUAGUGAUGGAGGACAUGAUGGAUAAGCUGAAAUUGAUGGACUAUGAAGAGGGAUUCCUGAAAGGACUAGGAUUUAAGCCAUUAUCAAGACACUACUUUGCCCUUCCUACAAAUCCUGGAGAGCAAUUCUACAUGUUUACAUCACUGGCUGCAUGGCUCAUCAACCAAGCUGGUAAACAAUUCGACCAACCCCAAGAAUAUGAUGACCCCAAUGCGACCAUAUCCAGUAUUCUAGAUGAAGUACGACAGAUUGGGGCAGCCGUUGAGUUUCCACCUGCCAAGCUCAAAGCAGGCUUCGGAGAGCACUGUAUCUACGUCUUAGACAAGCUGGCUGAUGAAGCUCUCAGAAAAACAAGCUUCAAAUGGAACAGACCUGUUUACCCUGAAGAAGAAAUGGAAGAGGAAUCUGCUAUUGAAGAUGAUGUGGAGGUCACUCUGGAUAAAGCUGAAGAGGAUAUGGCAGAUGUUGAUGAAGAUCUUGAAGAGGAUGAUAACUUCCUGGACCUUGAAGGACUCAGGAAUCUCAAGACGAAGGAUACAACCGAGACAUCACGGAUUGAGGAGAUCAUGGAGUCUACAACUGAUGCCAAUGAAUGGAAGCUUGAGGUAGAACGAGUUAUUCCGUCACUCAAGGUUCAUAUCAGAACUGAUAAUAAAGACUGGAGAACUCAUGUCGAUCAGAUGCAUCAGCACAGAGAUGGGAUACAGUCUGCUCUCUCAGAAACUAAGGGCUAUCUGGACAAACUCCACAAGGAGAUCAGCCGUACCUUGGAGAAGAUAAUGAGUCGAGAGAAAUACAUCAACAAUCAACUAGAGCAUCACUUGGGAGAGUAUAGAGGGAUGCAGGACAGCGCUGCUGAGAUGAAGGAGCAAUAUCGUCAAGCAAGUGGUGGAGUCACAGAAAGGACGCGAUCGUUAGCGGAGAUUACUGAAGAACUAGAUAAGGUCAAACAAGAGAUGGAAGAAAGAGGGUCCAGUAUGACUGAUGGAUCUCCACUUGUCAAGAUAAAGCAAGCUUUACAACGUCUUAAGGUUGAAGUCACCCAGAUGGAUGUCCGGAUAGGCGUCGUGGAACACUCGCUUCUCCAGGCCCGUCUUAAGGAUAAGAACAACUUCCAGAAGGAUAUGAAUGAGUCAGUUGGAACGUUUGCCUUUUGAGUUGUGAUGCUCCG
Molecule: messenger RNA, 1609 nt
Organism: Asterias rubens (European starfish)
Lineage: Eukaryota; Metazoa; Echinodermata; Asteroidea; Forcipulatida; Asteriidae
Product: intraflagellar transport protein 57 homolog
Exons: 10
Coding region: 363-1595 (410 amino acids)
Biological process (GO): intraciliary transport; non-motile cilium assembly
Cellular component (GO): centrosome; Golgi apparatus; cilium
Source: RefSeq, a predicted model, not a curated record